CGUGCAGGUCUCUGGGGCUUGUGGGCUCUUCUGGUCCAGGGUCGGUUUCGCUUGGACAGCAAGCGCACGGAGGCGCCCAGGAUGUGAGUGUGUGCCUGCGAGAGGAGCGACCAUACGGGGCUCCGUUCUCCGUGGGAGCGCGGUAGUGGACCGGGAGAGCGUCCGCGGGCCUGUGGGAUCAGGCUGCCCAUUGAUUUUCCUCAGCCUAAUCUCCGCGUAGCCAACACGGGCUGGCAGCUCACCUUCUGCCCCAGAUGCAGCGAAGCUUACCAGCGGAGUCUGACGAGCACCCUGGCAAGCUGAGUGGUUGUAAGUCAGGAGCGAGCAGGCGGAGGGAGGGAGGGAAGGGGACACUGGGAGCGCAGUUCGAGUGAGGAUGACAGAGUUCCAGCCCAAGUGGAGCUGCGAGUAUUGCACGUACGAGAACUGGCCAUCAGCCAUUAAAUGCACUAUGUGUCGUGCUCAAAGACCCACUGCCCCCAUCAUCACCGAGGAGCCCUUUAAGAGCAGCCCAAGUCUAAACUCCCACCUCUGCCCUGGCCAAGAGGGCUCCAGCGUACUCAUCUGCCCGGACUCAAGUGCCCGGCCACGUGUAAGGAUCUCUGACGAGGUGCCUGAGACGACCAGCAAAUGGUCAUGCCACAUGUGCACCUACCUGAACUGGCCACGGGCCAUUCGCUGCACACAGUGCCUCUGUCAGAGGCAGCAGGGGGCCCAGCAGGGUCCUCCACGGCCCUCAGAGACUCCACAGACCUCCGAACCUGGGUCCCGACCCACCCCUGGUAUCCCGGACCCCUGUGAGGAAUACAACGACCGCAACCGUCUGAACACGCACAUACAGCACUGGGCAUGUUCUGCCUGCACCUUUGAGAACUGGCCAAAGAGCCUUAGGUGUGUGGUGUGUGAUCUCCCCAAACCCAGCACCAUGCCUGAGGCUGUCCAUCAGGAGUCAGAUGCUGAGGGCACCAUGUCCUUGUCCAUAUUGAACGAGCAAGAGAGGACAUCAGUGGGAGGGGGUGUUAGCGGGGUGGCUAAAGCUAGUCAGAGGAGAUCCUCACCAACGCUCUCAACAGGGCAGGCAGAGGUGCAGAUCGAGCUGGCAUCUGGAGCAGUAGGCACUGAAGACGUGCAGGAGAUGGACUUUAAAAAACUCAAGCAGAUUAGGAACAGGAUGAGGAGGACUGACUGGCUCUUUCUCAACGCAUGCGCAGGUGUGGUGGAGGGUGAUCUGGCUGCUGUCGAGGCCUUUAAGUCAUCGGGUGGCGACAUUGCGCGUCAGCUGACCUCAGAUGAGGUGCGCCUGCUAAAUCGUCCAUCUGCGUUUAACGCUGGCUUCACUCUGGUGCACCUUGCAAUCCGUUUUCAGCGCCAGGACAUGCUCUCUGUGCUUCUCACUGAGGUGUCUCAGCAAGCAGCCAAGUGUAUUCCUGCCAUGGUGUGUCCUGAGCUAACUGAACAGAUUCGCCGGGAGGUUGCAGCAGCUCUGCACAGACGCAAAGGAGAAUUCCCCUGCUACUUUCUCACCGACAUCACUACCUUCACUCUUCCUGCAGAUAUUGAAGACCUACCCCCUAAUGUCCAAGAGAAGCUGUUUGAUGAGGUGUUGGAUCGAGAUGUACAGAAAGAGCUGGAGGAGGAGUCUCCCAUCAUAAACUGGUCUCUGGAGCUGGGCACACGGCUAGACAGCAGGCUUUACGCUCUGUGGAACCGCACUGCAGGAGACUGCCUUCUGGAUUCAGUGCUGCAGGCCACAUGGGGAAUUUACGACAAAGACUCUGUAUUGAGGAAGAGCCUCCACGACAGCCUACACGACUGCUCACACUGGUUCUACAGUCGCUGGAAGGAAUGGGAAUCGUGGUAUUCUCAGAGUUUUGGCCUACAUUUCUCUCUGAGGGAGGAGCAGUGGCAGGAGGACUGGGCGUUUAUUUUGUCACUGGCUAGUCAGCCGGGGGCGAGUUUAGAGCAGACUCAUGUGUUUGUUCUGGCCCACAUUCUUCGUCGGCCCAUCAUCGUGUACGGAGUGAAAUAUUACAAGAGCUUCCGAGGGGAGACGCUGGGAUACACCCGCUUCCAGGGUGUGUAUCUGCCGCUACUUUGGGAACAGAGUUUUUGCUGGAAGAGCCCCAUUGCCCUCGGCUACACACGCGGCCACUUCUCAGCCCUAGUUGCUAUGGAGAAUGAUGGUUAUGACAACCGUGGCGCGGGUGCUAACCUGAACACAGACGAUGAUGUUACGGUCACUUUCUUGCCCUUAGUGGACAGUGAGAGGAAGCUGUUACACAUCCACUUCCUGUCUGCCCAAGAGAUGGGGACAGAGGAGCAACAGGAGCGCUUGCUGAGACAGUGGUUAGACUGUUGUGUGACAGAGGGCGGCAUCUUGGUGGCACUUCAGAAGAGCUCCAGGAGGCGCAACCACCCCCUUGUCACACAGAUGGUGGAGAAGUGGCUGGACGGCUACCGGCAACUGGGCACCUGCCCCGCCCUCUCAGAUGGAGAGGAGGAAGAAGAGGAUGAAGAUGAGUGAGAUGAAAAGGAUUACGAGAAGUUUAAUUCUCUCUUCAUAAAGACUUGGUGCACCUUACCUUCCCUCUUUGAAGAACACACACACACGUUAAUAUGUACCGUUAUUUACCCCAUCUCACACACACACACACACACACAUCCUUACCAGCCUCUUUUCAACAAACUGGUGGUCUCUUCUCACUGCUGCAAAUCCAUUUUGGGGCAGUGUGAAAUAAAGGAAUUUAGGUUCAGAAUG
Astyanax mexicanus (Mexican tetra) is the source of this 2758-nucleotide messenger RNA. RefSeq names its product zinc finger, RAN-binding domain containing 1b (gene zranb1b). The transcript has 10 exons. Gene Ontology annotation, molecular function: cysteine-type deubiquitinase activity; K63-linked polyubiquitin modification-dependent protein binding. Lineage: Eukaryota; Metazoa; Chordata; Actinopteri; Characiformes; Acestrorhamphidae. Gene Ontology annotation, cellular component: cytoplasm; nucleus. The record is from RefSeq and is a predicted model, not a curated record. Gene Ontology annotation, biological process: protein K29-linked deubiquitination; protein K33-linked deubiquitination; positive regulation of Wnt signaling pathway. The coding region runs from base 377 to 2524 and encodes 715 amino acids.